GCUCAUUCAAUUUUUUCUUCUUGGGAGUUUCCUUGUAAACUAAUCAUUUUCUUUCCAUUAAUCAAUCAAAAUGUUAAGAACUGCCACUCAAUUCAGAGGUGUUGCUUCAAGACCUCUUAAAUAUACCCAAUUCUUGAGAUAUAAUAGUACCACUGGUAAAUAUGAUGCCGUCGUUAUUGGUGGUGGACCAGGUGGUUACGUUCAUGCCAUUAAAUUGGCUCAAUUAAACUUGAAAACUGCUUGUAUUGAAAGCAGAGGUGCUUUAGGUGGUACUUGUUUAAACGUUGGUUGUAUUCCUUCAAAAUCCUUAUUAAAUAAUUCUCAUUUAUAUCAUCAAAUUACUCAUGAAGCUAAAUCAAGAGGUAUUGAUAUCAAUGGUGAUAUUAAUGUUAACAUUGCCAACUUACAAGCUGCCAAACUAAAAGCCGUUAAAGGUUUAACUGGUGGGGUUGAAAUGUUAUUGAAGAAAAAUGGUGUUGAUUAUUAUAAAGGUCAUGGUUCUUUUGUUGAUGAAAAUACCGUUAAUGUUAAAUCAAUCGAAGGUAAAGAUGAUGUGAAAUUGACUGCCGAUAACAUCACCAUUGCCACUGGUUCUGAACCAACUCCUUUCCCUGGUAUUGAAAUUGAUGAAGAACGUAUUGUUUCAAGUACUGGUGCUUUAGAAUUAAAAGAAGUUCCUAAAAAAUUGGCCAUUAUCGGUGGUGGUAUCAUUGGUUUAGAAAUGGCUUCUGUCUGGUCUAGAUUAGGUAGUGAAGUUACCGUUAUCGAAUUCCAAAACGCUAUUGGUGCUGGUAUGGAUUCUGAAGUUGCUAAAACUACUCAAAAAUUAUUAGCUAAACAAGGUUUGAAAUUCAAAUUAGGUACUAAAGUUACUAAAGGGGUUAGAGAAGGUGAAUCAGUUAAAAUUGAAGUUGAAAAUGUUAAAUCUGGUGAAGUUGAAAACUUAGAUGCUGAUAUUUUAUUAGUUGCCAUUGGUAGAAGACCUUAUACUAAAGGUUUAAAUGCUGAAGCAAUUGGUUUAGAACAAGAUAAUAAAGGUAGAUUAGUUAUUGAUUCUCAAUUUAGAACUAAGCAUCCUCAUAUUAGAGUCAUUGGUGAUGUUACUUUUGGUGCUAUGUUGGCUCAUAAAGCUGAAGAAGAAGGUAUUGCUGCUGCUGAAUAUAUCAAACACGGUCAUGGUCAUGUCAAUUAUAACGUCAUUCCAUCUGUCAUGUACACUCAUCCGGAAGUUGCUUGGGUUGGUGCUAAUGAAGAACAAUUGAAAGAACAAGGUAUUAAAUAUAAAGUUGGUAAAUUCCCAUUCAUUGCCAACUCAAGAGCUAAAACUAAUUUAGAUACUGAUGGUUUUGUUAAAUUCUUAGCUGAUGCUGAAACUCAACGUGUCUUGGGUGUUCAUAUCAUUGGUCCAAACGCUGGUGAAAUGAUUGCUGAAGGUGGUUUGGCUUUAGAAUACGGUGCUUCUACCGAAGAUAUUGCCAGAACUUGUCAUGCCCACCCAACCUUAUCUGAAGCUUUCAAAGAAGCUGCUUUAGCUACUUUCGAUAAACCAAUCAAUUUUUAAUAAUAGUUUUAUAGAUUGAAACGAUUUAUUAGAAUUACUCAUUUGAAAUAUCUCAGUAAAGGCACUUGAAAGAUACAAAAAGAAAAAAAAAUCUCAUAAAUAAAAUUUUCGACAUACAUUUUGUCUUCUUAAUUUAUAUAUACUAGGUCCUCAUAAGAU
Molecule: messenger RNA, 1720 nt
Organism: Hyphopichia burtonii NRRL Y-1933
Lineage: Eukaryota; Fungi; Ascomycota; Pichiomycetes; Serinales; Debaryomycetaceae
Gene: LPD1
Product: dihydrolipoyl dehydrogenase
Exons: 1
Coding region: 71-1561 (496 amino acids)
Cellular component (GO): mitochondrion; oxoglutarate dehydrogenase complex
Molecular function (GO): dihydrolipoyl dehydrogenase (NADH) activity; flavin adenine dinucleotide binding
Source: RefSeq, a predicted model, not a curated record